GUGGUGGCGGCGGCAGCGGGCGGCGCGAGACGGUGCCGUGGUCCUGGGCCGCUGGAACGCGGGCCUCGCGCCAGGCGGGACGGCUUUGCGGAGUCGUGGGAUGUGAGGAAGAGGGCGACAGCUGCAGAAGUACUGGCCCGAGGUAUCGUUUUGGACGCGCCUGAGGACGGGCCCCCAUCCAUCAGCCCCCGUAACCGCGGCGUUUCCCGUGAGAAAGGCCGCGAACUUCCAGGCAGAAGAUGGCCAAGGAAAGGUGCCAGAAAAAGUCCUUUCAAGAUAGUCUUGAAGACAUAAAGAAGCGAAUGAAAGAGAAAAGGAAUAAAAACUUGGCAGAGAUUGGCAAACGCAGAUCCUUUAUACCUGCACCAUGCCAAGUUAUUACCAACACUGGUGCACUGCUGAAAAAUUACCAAGAUAACAACAGAAUGCUAGUUUUAGCUUUGGAAAAUGAAAAAUCCAAAGUAAGAGAAGCCCAGGAUAUCAUCCUACAGCUAAGAAAAGAAUGUUACUACCUUACAUGUCAGCUGUAUGCACUGAAAGAAAAACUUACUUCACAACAAACAGAAGAUACUGCUCAGAACCAGGAAGUAUGUGUCUCAGGAAUGGACUCCAAUAAUGAUGACAACCCCAGGGACUUAUUUGCAAAGGAUUUACCGCAAGAUCCUCUUCAAGAAACUGGCCUUCCAGGACAUGGAGAAUCACUCCAAACAGAAGAGCAAGUACUUUCUACUUCUCAAGACACAGUGGGAUCUGCUUUUGAUUCAGGUGAAGCUAAGCCUACUACUGAUGUCUUACCCAGAACUGUAUCACUCCGUCGCCACAUAAAGGAGCAUUUUAAUACUCUAAGUCAAUUUGAUACUUUGGAUGAUUUUGAAACCAGUCACUUGGAAGGGCAGUCUUUUGAAUUGGAAAGAAACAGGUAUGUAGACCCAGUAGGAAACAUGCACAUAUCAAAAAGUGAAGAAAAAAAUGUCUGUCAGUGGAACAAAGACAAAAUGAAUUUAUCACCAAGGCUGACUCAACCAGGAAAAUUUACCAAAAUGAAAGAGGUCAUUUUAGAAUCUAAAUCUGAAGUAAAAAGUAAACAUACAGAGGUACAGCUUAAAAAAAGAGAGAAAAGAAAAGCUAACAGAAGAAAAUUGAAGUUUACAUCAAAGUAUAAAGGGAACAAAAGUAAAAAUAAGAAAACUGUGUGCUCUCAAAAAUUGGAUCAAUCUGUCAGUUCCACUGAUGCUUACAAUUUUAAUUUGGAAGAGGGCGUUCAUCUCACUCCUUUCCGACAAAAAACAAACACUGAUUCUGUCAGAGAAGAAAUCAGCAGUAAGUCUGAAGUGAGCAUCUGUGAAUCCAGCAGUUCUGGAGACGAUUCUGAUGAUCUCUAUGUACCCCACUGCAAGUAUACUCCGAAUCGCACAAGCAUAUCAGAUAGACCCGUCACCAGGCCUCGAUCAAAAAGAGCGCUAGAACACGCAGAUGAACAAAAGGUGGAGGAUUCAAAGCCAACAAAAACUCCUCCUAGUGCAACACCUAAGACUCGCCCAUCACCUUCAUCCCAAAAUUGUAGCCUGAAGGAUAUCACCAAUGUUCUCUUGUUUCCCGAAAGAAAAACCAGGAGACUUUCUCUUUCUCCAAGAAAGGAAAGCACACCCAUGUGUCUCCCCAAGCGCAGGUGCACGAGCAGCGUGAACUAUAAGGAGCCAACACUAGCUUCGAAACUAAGAAGAGGAGACCCUUUCACAGAUUUGUGUUUCUUGAAUUCUCCUAUUUUCAAGCACAAAAAGAAUUCGAGAUGUUCUAAAAAAAGUAUAAAGCAAAUACAGUAAAUCUCUUUUUGGAUGCUGCUUAAAUGUAUCCUACUUCCUUUUCUGUUGCUCCAAUAGAGAAUCUGUAAGAUAGUGCACAAGUAGGUGGAACUAUUGCCAUAGAAUAUUCUCUUAGCAGGACCCUAAAUCCGGAACAUUUCUUUAGAACCAUACUUUGUAAUUGUUUGAUUUCUUUAUACUGCCUAAACCCUUUGAUUUUACUCAAAAUAUACCAACAUUUUAGAAAUUAUAUAAUUUUCUGGCAUCUUUUAUUUUUCCCUUAAGUGUGGGAUACUAGAGUAAUGUUUUUUAAAACUAGGAUGGAGAUCUUUUGUAAAUCCUUAUAUAAUUUUUGAGUAAAACAAAUCUUUGACAUUCUUAGAAGGUAGACCCUAAGUUUAUGGAUCGCUUAUACUACUGUUGUAUUUGAUUCCUCAGAUAAAAAGUUUACAAGUCACAAUCAGAGAAACAGUGGCUGGUCAGGCUUAUAAUCCAGUUGAGGGAAUAGUUAUGGUCCCUGAGUAAAUGUUCAGAUUGCACCUUGAAAAAACCAUACAUUAACAUGUCAUGGACUCUCAGAGCUCCUUACUUCGGCAAAAACCUCAAAUGUUAAAUAUAUGAAUACUAAGAGCUUUUCUCUGUUUUUGAUCAGCCAAUGAGAAGACAUUAGUUCAAUUCAUGUUUGACAUGUACACUUGUAUGCACCUCUUUAAACUUGUAAAUCGCUAUAGUUGGUUCAUUUUUAAAGAAGAAUAAAAUGUGUGUAAGAUAAA
Molecule: messenger RNA, 2575 nt
Organism: Chinchilla lanigera (long-tailed chinchilla)
Lineage: Eukaryota; Metazoa; Chordata; Mammalia; Rodentia; Chinchillidae
Gene: Sgo1
Product: shugoshin-like 1 (S. pombe)
Exons: 8
Coding region: 240-1823 (527 amino acids)
Biological process (GO): meiotic chromosome segregation
Cellular component (GO): nucleus; chromosome, centromeric region
Source: RefSeq, a predicted model, not a curated record